AUGUUUACUUGCUACAACCCAAAAUUCUCCAAACCCAAAUGGGCCAGGAACAUGGGGAAGAACAAAAGAGUGAACUUGACACACGCGGAAGUCUGGGAUGAUUCAGCCCUGGUUCAGUCUUGGGACGAUGCUGUCGAAGAAUACCAACAUUACUGGAGCAUUCACGCCAAGGGCGAAAAUGUUGAAGAUAUCUUGAAAGAAGCCGAGGACAAUGGUACUACUCCGGCUGUAGACUACGGUGACGGUGAAAGCACCAAAGCCACAGAGGAUGAUGCCACUCAACCUGAAAAUGAGGACGUCGCGAUUACCGUCGACGACCACACUUCCGAGUCUGCUCCCGAGCCUUCUCGGCCCGUGGCUGAUGCCAGUUCAGCGGUUUCCACGCCUGCUAUGCCUAUGCCUCACCCUAUUAUGGCAAAUGUUCAAGAUGAAUCCUUGAAGAACCUCAUGAUGUCAUGGUACUAUGCAGGAUACUACACGGGACUUCAUGAAGGUCAACAACAGGCAAGACGCGACUAG
Molecule: messenger RNA, 519 nt
Organism: Penicillium digitatum Pd1
Lineage: Eukaryota; Fungi; Ascomycota; Eurotiomycetes; Eurotiales; Aspergillaceae
Cellular component (GO): nucleus
Source: RefSeq, a predicted model, not a curated record